This is a messenger RNA of Symbiodinium sp. CCMP2456, 1581 nucleotides long. Lineage: Eukaryota; Dinophyceae; Suessiales; Symbiodiniaceae. The record is from the annotation of a GenBank genome assembly.
AUGGCCUCCUUCUUCUCCGGACACCAGGAGUUCGCGAUUUCGGAAAAGCGCGGAGCUUCCGGUUGUGCACCAGUGGACCCCGAGCUGGUCGCCUCGAUCCGCAAAUGCGGACUAUUGCGUCAAGCCCCGCUGAACCUGAACUUCGCCGAAUCCAUGCUCGCGAAGCUCGGCAACUGCCUGGAGGAGUUUCGGAAGCCGGUGCUGUCGGAGGACAAGAAGCUGAUGCUGAAGCAGGACCUGACAGAUGCCCUGCUGGAGGUGAUCAGGAUGACGCCUGAAGACUUUGAAAAGGAGCUGGAGCAGAUCCCAUGGGAGCGGUACGAGGAUGCUCACGCCCUCCCCAUCUUCGUGCGGAAUCUCAUCAGCGCCCAAAAACUCGAUGUCGGUCCACAGUGGCACAAGUAUGCCCGCACCCUGCCAGCCUUCCUACAGAAUCUCAUCGGCGUCCCUACGAAACUGGCACCCUUGGCUGAAGAGCUCGCGAAGAGGAUUGCAACUGUCGCAGGCGGCACCGGUGAACCUUCAUCUUCGAUAUCCAACGUGAGCAAUUACAUUGUUCCUGACGGCCAGCGCUACGAUCCGAAGACGAUCUGUUACAUCAAGGAGGCGCGGAUCUACACCGGCAACGGUAUCGGCGCAGAAGAGUACCAAGCCUAUGCAGCUUUCUGCAAGGGCCACCAAGACAUGGAGAGCCGGAUCAUCCCUUUCUUCAGCAAGCUGGCGGCAGCCGAGGAUUCGCGUCGCAGGAUGACUCCAUGUCCGCCAUGUCUGGAGCAGGGGCUCCAUCCCUUCGCCUUGAGCAUCUUGAUCCGUCGUCCGCAUACUGCCAACAUGGUUGGACGUCUUAUGCGCAUCGCCGCCGCCAAGCAAGUUUGGAGUCCUGAGAAGACGGAAAGCACUUUGAGGAUCUUGGAGCACUGCAUGCUGAGGGUCAUUGAGGCCUUCCGCGAGUGGAUAACACCGGCUCGCAUUCCCGCAGAGCUGUGGCCGAAGGUGUAUCCGAAUUUCCCGAACACCACAGGUGCCCAAACGUUGCUGACUCGCGUGCUGGACGCACUGCUUCUGAAUCAGGAUCCGACCAACGAGGAGUUCAAACGGAAUGCAAGCACUGUGCGGGAGCGCUGCAACGACCAGCAGCGUGAGCGCCUCGACUUUUUGCUCGCAGGCGUGGAUGCUUGGCGUCGCGUCAUCCACAGCAGCGAUAAGACUACGCAGCUUUACAAAGACUGCCAGUUCCUCUUGCUGCUCUUACGAGCAGUGCACCUCCACCGCAUCCUGAAGAUUGGAGGAUUCACAGGAACGGCCAAGAAGGCUAUGAAAGAGAAGCUGGAGACGGUGACGUGGCAGAUCCUGCAGGCCAUUGACCCAAGCCUUCCGUCGAAGGAGAAGAUCACCAUCAAGAUCGAUGGGGCCUGGCGCGACUGUACGCAGUACGUGCGCUCAAGCUGUCAUCCAGCAGGAGAUGCGAUCCUGAUGGCUGCCAACGGCAAGGAUGUCACAACACAUUUCAAUGCAUAUCAUGCACAGCGCACAAAGGAUUCGAUGAUCAAGCAUUGUCCGGAAGUGCGGUUCAACGCCUGA